AUAAGGGGACACAACUAGUAAACAUGCGUUUUUCAUAAAGGAGAUAAGAAAGUUGUCGACUGCAACAACAUGGGGAAGAAGCAACAUCAGAAAGAUAAGCUGUAUCUUACUAACACUGAAUGGAGGACUGAAUUUGGAGGUUUCAAGGAGAAACAAAAUGCUGAUAAAUUCCGUAGACUUCCUUUUCACUGUUGCAGCCUGUCAUUACAACCUUUUGAACAUCCUUACUGCACGAAGCAUGGUAUUAUAUAUGACUUGAUAAACAUUGUUCCGUUCCUGAAGAAAUAUGGCAAAAAUCCUGUCACAGGGGAGAAAAUGUCCAUGAAGCAGAUGAUUAAACUGAAUUUCUUCAAAAACUCCAGCGGAAAUUACCAUUGCCCAGUUACAUACAAAGUGUUCAAUGAAAACACCCAUAUCAUGGCUGUUGCUACUAGUGGCAAUGUGUAUUCAUAUGAGGCAGUGCAACAACUGAACAUUAAGACAUCAAAUUUUCAGGACUUAAUGACCAGUGAAUCUUUUACGCGUCAGGACCUUAUUACUUUACAGGACCCAUUACAUCUGAAUAAAUUUAACAUUUCUGAAUUCUUCUAUUUGAAGAAUGAUAUGAAAGUUAUUGAUGAAGAAUUAGAACAAGCCAAGAAAGAUCCAAAAUAUCACUUGAAAUGUAUUAAUUCAAUAACUAUGGAAGCUCUGAAAGAACUUGAUGAAGAAUAUAAAGCGAAGGAAACAAAACAAGCUGCUACCACAGGGAAGUUGGAUAAGUUGAAUUCUGCUCACUACUCAACAGGAGCUGUAGCUGCUGCAUUUACUUCAACAACAUUGGAUCCAAACACACAACACACACCAGCCAUCAUUGAUGAAGAGGUUCUUGUCUAUGAACGUGUGAAGAAAAAGGGCUACAUACGUCUCACAACCAACAAAGGAAUCCUCAAUUUGGAAUUACAUUGUGAAAUGGUACCAAAGACCUGUGACAACUUCAUAAAACUCUGUUCCAAUGGUUACUAUAAAAAUACCAUCUUCCAUCGGUCAAUUCGCAAUUUUAUGAUUCAAGGAGGAGAUCCAGAUGGAACUGGGAAAGGUGGAAAUUCUAUUUGGGAAAAACCUUUCAAAGAUGAGUUUAAGCCUAACCUAACACACUCAGGCCGUGGGGUACUGAGUAUGGCAAAUUCUGGUCCAAACACGAACAAGUCCCAAUUCUUCAUAACAUUCCGUUCAUGUGGCCACCUUGACAACAAACAUUCAGUAUUUGGCAAGGUUGUUGGUGGAUUGGAAACUUUGAAUAAAAUGGAGAAGAUUGAGACUGAUGAUAAUGACAAACCUUUGGAAGAUAUCAUAAUUGAAGACACCAUAGUGUUUGUUGAUCCAUUUAAAGAAGCUGAAGAACUGUUGAAGAAAGAACGAGAAGAUGAGAUAAAGAAAGAAGAAGAGGAGAAAGCUAAACUGAAAAGUUGGAAAGUUGAGAAGAAAAGUAGUGAAGAGAACAACCUUGUAGCUUUUAAACAAGGAGUUGGGAAAUAUAUCAACCCAUCUGUUAUGAAACGUUCUAAAGAAAGUGACACAUCAGACGUCUCAGAUACAACAAAAAAGAAAACAAAGUUAUCUACUGGUUUUGGUGACUUCAGUACUUGGUGAAAAACAUUGAAGUCAAAGCAUCUCUCUCAUCAACUCACUCUGGUUUGUGUUUUUUUUUUCAAUCAUAUCAUUGCUGGAUGAGAAUUGAUAAUUAUAAACAGUUAUAGAGAAACAAACCAGAAAUAUAUCAUGAUGAAUUUAAUUUUGCAUUAACAGAAAUGUUUAUGGUGUCCUGACGAGCUCUGUGAAUUGUAGAGAAAAGUUAAAUGUCAACCAAUUCCAAGACUCAGUUGUGAUUUCCAUAAGAAGACAUUUUACUUUCCUUUUGCUAACAUCUCUUGGAAAAUGCAUGAAUGCCACAAACCUUCAUUUUUCUUGUUUCCCUAAAUUUAUCUUCACAUGUCUUCUUUGUGUGUAAUGAAUCAGUUGUGGUUAAUAUCUUGAUAACACCAGAACAAGCCAGGCCUGCUUGCCUUCAACAUCCCACACAUGAUACAAUGACACAGUUGGUUGUAUGAGACAUUACUCCUUUCUUUCUCUGCCUCUCUCCCUCUCAUUUUCACCCAUUCUCUCUUUCUCCUUCCCUCUCACUUCUUCUGUAAAUAAAAUUAAUUUGUUUUUUGCC
Messenger RNA from Octopus bimaculoides (California two-spot octopus), 2197 nucleotides. RefSeq names its product RING-type E3 ubiquitin-protein ligase PPIL2. Gene Ontology annotation, cellular component: catalytic step 2 spliceosome. NCBI's taxonomy places the organism in Eukaryota, Metazoa, Mollusca, Cephalopoda, Octopoda, Octopodidae. Gene Ontology annotation, molecular function: peptidyl-prolyl cis-trans isomerase activity; ubiquitin protein ligase activity. The record is from RefSeq and is a predicted model, not a curated record. Gene Ontology annotation, biological process: protein peptidyl-prolyl isomerization; protein folding; protein polyubiquitination.